CACCCCCCAUCAAUUAUUUUAUUUCUGUAGCUGGUUGUUUCUUCCGAUCUAAAUUAGUCAAACCUGCCUGCCUGCCUGCCUUUCUCUCAUUAUCUUUCACAGCUUACUUAGCUCGAUUUUAUUAAACUUAUGGCAGAUGAAGAACCAGUUGACCAGAAGAAGUACUUUGAAGAUUCAUGCAAGCCCAAGUGUGUUAGGGCUUGGCUCGAGUACCAGGGAUGUGUGAAAAGGGUGGAAGCAGAUGAAACUGGGCACAAGCAUUGCACAGGACAAUAUUUUGACUAUUGGCAAUGUGUUGACAAAUGUGUCGCACCUAAGCUAUUUGAGAAACUGAAGUAAUGAAGAAAACUCUGAUGAUUGUGAAGACGAUAUUGGCAAUGUGAUGACUGUGGCCGAGUUGAAGUGAUUGUUUUAACGUACUAUUGUCUCAAAAGUCUGAAUGAAUGUUGUAUUGUCGAAGAUACUCCCUUGUUUAUCUGUCUUCUCUAAAUUUGGUUUUCUUAUGAUAAGAUGUUCUAUCAAAA
This is a messenger RNA of Erigeron canadensis, 524 nucleotides long. Its product is annotated as cytochrome b-c1 complex subunit 6-1, mitochondrial-like. Bases 130 to 339 code for a protein of 69 amino acids. Gene Ontology annotation, biological process: mitochondrial electron transport, ubiquinol to cytochrome c. NCBI's taxonomy places the organism in Eukaryota, Viridiplantae, Streptophyta, Magnoliopsida, Asterales, Asteraceae. The record is from RefSeq and is a predicted model, not a curated record. The transcript has 4 exons.